CACGAGGAGACUUGACGGAAGUUUCCUCCCUCGCAGGGACAUUUUGCGACCAGUCGUCCCACUGUCCUCCCCGGGGACACCUCGGCCAUGACAGCGAUGUGUCCCAACUCCAGAAUAACGUUGACUCAAGUCGGCAGGGCGGAAGCAGCGGACUUUUAAGCAACCAUGUGCGAUUCUGUGGCGUUAUGGAGACACAACGCGUUGAAAAGCUGUGUAGAAACCCCCGUAUACUUUCGCUCUGUGGGAAGAUCAUCUUAUUUGAUCACAAGCGAGCUUCAGGCAAAAGCAACAGUGGGAAAAGUGAGUUAAUAUCCCGCUGCCUGUCAUAUGACCGGGGGAGCAACACGUUCCUGAACGAUGGAGCAGCUGUCAUCACCAGGAAAACAUCCCCCCAAGUGGACAUCGUAGCCUGUGAAUGUGUCUUAGACCUCCAGAGGAGAGCAACCACACCUUGUGUAGUAGUGUGCCAGAGGGGUCAGAGAGGAGAUGGCUUCCUGUAUAGUCUGCUAACACUGGGUGACUCACACAGACUGGAGUCGUGCUUUGAGUUUAAGCUUCCUUAUCAAAUCAAGGGGGCUGCGUCCAUCCUCCAGGGCCCCACAGUGUUGUGGAGCCACGCUGGUCAUGUCUUCUAUACGUCUCCGCAGGCAGGAGAGGUGAGGCAGAUUCCCCUGCAGUUGUCCCACAGUGUCUUUGGGGAACUCCCCCUCCUCAGAGGUCAGGUGUUUGUUCUCGGGCUGCAAAAUGAGUGCGAUCAGCCCUCAGGCCCAACCCUGGGUUAUUUCCCUCAGACUGGACAAUCUUUCGAUGGCUCUCUGAUUUUACCUCACCCCUAUAUUGGCAUCACACGCUGCAUCUUGGUGCUCUCGGCCGAGAACGUGGACGGGGCCCUGAAGUCCGCUGUGGUUGCAGUAACUUCUCACCAGCAGCUAGUUUAUUUCCAGAGUGGGGUUGUAAAGGACACGUGUCCGCUCCCCUUCCAGCAGCCAGAAGACAUUCAGUUGGUCAACUGUGGAAGGAAUGGCUGCCUGUUUGUCGUAUCCUUUCACCAGGGCCAUGUUUGUGCUAUAUGGAAGGAAACACUUCAGAUAGCCUCCCAGUGGUCAGGUGUCAGCUCCGUCCAUGUGGAUGACUUCUUGGGAUGUGGAACAGACCAGAUCCUCUUGGUUUUUAAGGAUGAGAGUGUAACAGGGCAGCCGCUAGAAAAUUUCCUCAUCACGGACCUCUGUGGUAUUUCAUAUUCUCACGGACAGGAUGCUGAUGGUCCAAAGCAAUCGUCUCCUCCAGCAGAGAACAACCUUCUUACUCUUCAAGCCUUGGAGUCCAGACUACAGAGUGGACUGACCGUGCUUCAGGAGCUUCAAGGAGAAGUGAGAGUGAAGGACAGAGUUGUACAUCAGGCAGUUCAAGCCCUGGCUGAUGCAGUGUCAGGAAGAGAAGCGGUUUUCACACAACCGGAGCAGGAAGGUCUCGUCGCUCUGUGGGACUCGGAUGAUGAGUCAAAGGAUGAGGCCUCGGAUGACAAGAUGCAGGACAUGCCGACAGUGUCUCCUGAACCUCACGUUGACAAGCUGUGGCAUCGGGUUGCAGAGGACCGAAUAGUUGUGGGGGUGAUACUGACGAUGGACAGCGCAUUACCAGUGGCCAGUGUGAGCUUAUCCAUCCUGACAGAGACGGGCCAGGGCUCAACGCCUGCAGUCAUCCAGACCCAGAGCCAAGUGUUAUGGCUCCCCACACCUAGCCCAUCACCCUCCUCCUCUGCCUCCACGCCACCGGAGCCCGCAGCCAAAAGAAGCAAGCAGCACAACGCCAGCACACCCAAUGAUCUCAACACAUGCAGAAUGGCUGUGACUGCUGUGACCAGGCUGAUUCCUCUGUUGAACUCUGGCUGUGUCAAGUGCCAUGUCAUGCUCCAUUACGUCCGGAGACGAGAUGCUUCCUCUUUCCUGAGCAGCCCAACUCCGCUUGUCCUGCACUGCGGUCAAGUUUCUCUAGAAAUCCAUGGUGAUUUUCAAACCCCACUGCUCAAAAACCCCAAACUCAAAACAGAUGAGGUUAAAGAGGACUUGCUGAGUUUGUUGACUCUGCUGGAUCGCUGGGUCUUCCACAUAGACUCUCCCGAUCACAGCUUGGGUGAUAUAGACGGUUGGAUUCAGAGAAGAGUGGGUUGUGAGAGGAUAGAAGUGAGCCCGCAGUAUCUACUGAUCAAUUCUUCGGGACCAUCUGCUCCCAUGCUGCUGCGCUGGAGCCAGAUAACCCCUUUUCAGGGGGAACUCUCUGUCCACUCCAGCGAGUUACAGGUGCUUCAGUUCCUGGACUCUCUCCUGGCUUUCCUCCUUGCUUCCUGCUCCGUCCGGCCUGUCCACGGCACGAGAGGGCAGGGUGCUGCUCAAACAUUUUCUUUGGCGUUGGAGAAAGAGGUGGUGUCGCUCAGAGAUUCUGUGUCGUUGCUUCUGCACGAGAAAGAGGAGGAGGAGGAUGAUAAGAGGAAGAGGAGCAGUGGACACGAUGAGACCCCUCUUGAGCCCGGUUCUGUGGAGGGGUUGCAGAGGUGUAGGGAGGCAUGGCAGCAGGACGUGGAGCGGAGUAGGACGAGGUUGAGCCCCCUGGUGGAUGUGGGGCGGUAUCGUAAGCUGACCCGAAGCGUUCUCAACGUCCAGCUGGACGGGGAUUUGGCCGCUCUCUUAGAAAUACAGAGGACGUUCUUCCACUAAUGUUCUGCUGACAUAGUCACUGUUGACAAUCCCAUUGUUAAUUUUCUGUACCCAUGGAGCGCUUAGUCUUUAUGUUGGAAAAAAGCCAAUAAUAGUGUAAUAUCUAAUAGUACGUAAUGCUUCUCUACGAACGUCCUGCCCCUCUUGCUGUCCUGGUUUCUCUCUGAGCUGAACUGUACGUGUGUGUGUGUGUCUGUGUGUGUC
Messenger RNA from Limanda limanda (common dab), 2918 nucleotides. RefSeq names its product FA complementation group B (gene fancb). The transcript has 8 exons. Bases 186 to 2714 code for a protein of 842 amino acids. Gene Ontology annotation, cellular component: Fanconi anaemia nuclear complex. Lineage: Eukaryota; Metazoa; Chordata; Actinopteri; Pleuronectiformes; Pleuronectidae. The record is from RefSeq and is a predicted model, not a curated record. Gene Ontology annotation, biological process: positive regulation of double-strand break repair via homologous recombination; interstrand cross-link repair; negative regulation of double-strand break repair via homologous recombination.